GUAACGACAAGAUAUUACUCCAUUGCCUUCAUUUAUAGUCUCUUGAUCUUCUCUUGUCAGUGCUUUUAAUGGAGUCCCUGAAAUCUCACACCUAUUUUUACCUGUAUUAGUUGAGAUAUAUGUGCGUCGUCCAGCGUGCUGCAGCAGCCCACAAUUAUAGACUCAGAGAUUUUGCGGUACAGUCCAGCCGCUGAAAUCUUCUUGCGCAGUUGAACACGGAAUUGGCACCUGUACGUGUGCUGUCAUGAAGCCUGCUUCGAUUUUUUGGACUGGAAUCUGUAUCUGAUCUCCUUUUGGUCUGUAUUAGUAGAGAAAGCCUGCAAAUUUUGUGGUUUGAUCAAAAUCAGGAUUUACAAUGGCGUCGGACGGUCAUCGUGCCGGAAGCGAGCUGUUUGUUUGCUUUCCGUCGAGAACAACCAUGAGUUUAAUGCCUAAACCUAUUCUCAGCCCCGGACGGAACGGGGACCCGAGCAAGAGAGUGAGGAACGGUGCGAGCAGAGGGCAAUCCAGCCCUAUGUUUUCGAUUCCGAGCAAGAAGAAUUCUGAGUACCAGGCGGAGGAACCGACGUCGCCGAAAGUAACCUGCGCAGGGCAGGUGAGAGUGAAGCCGAGCAAGCAGUGCAAGAGCUGGCAGUCGGUAAUGGCGGAGAUCGAGAAGCUACACAGUCACAAGCAAAGGCGUAGGGUUUCGACAUCGAGCCCCGGGAGGCAGCGGAGUCUUGCUCAGGUCGUUGGUUUCAAGAAGGAUCUUCUCCAUUUCGUAACGGCUUUGCGGAAUCUCCGUGUCGAUUUUGGCUGUUUCGGCGCUCCUGCCGUUUCGACGGAUGAUGAUGAUGAAGAAGAGGAGGAAGAUGAGGAGGAAGCCAAAGAGGCGACGGCCUCAGGGACAUUUUUAGCUAAGUGGUUUAUGAUGUUGCAGGACAAUGAUGACCGGAACUUAAAUAAUUUCGAUCCGAAAUCGGUAGCUGUUGUUGCGGAGAAUUCGAACCAGGAACCUGAAGCCCCUGCUGUGCCGCCGCCGAACGCUUUGCUUUUAAUGCGCUGCAGAUCUGCGCCUUCCAGAGCUUCUCUGGAUGUCCAGGGGGUUAAAGCUGAGGACAGAGAAGGUAAAGGUAUGUCGGAUUUUAAGAAGAAAUCUCCGCCGGCGGCCGUGGUCUUGAGAAGAUGUGAGCCUGAUUUUGCUGCCAUGCUUUCCAUGGACGUUUCUAAAGAAACCUGGGUUAAUCGCCGGGAUUUCAAUCACCACAGCUUUCUGAGAAGCGUCAGCCUGAAAGGAUGAUGAUUAUUUUCAGUGCUUUUGAUUUUCAGGAGGCCUUCACUUUGUUGGGGUUUGGCUUUGGCAAUAUUUUAUUUAGCCGGAUUUUGUAUUUUGAGGAUCAUGCGCUUUGUUUUGGUGCUUCUACAGCAGGCUUGAGUGGAUUGUCUCUGUGUAUGUAAAGGCUUGUAAACUGAAUGUAACGAAAUUGUAAGUAUUUUGAUUAUGAUGACAAAAUUGUGUUGUUUUCUGUUA
Cryptomeria japonica (Japanese cedar) is the source of this 1510-nucleotide messenger RNA. RefSeq lists its product as uncharacterized. The record is from RefSeq and is a predicted model, not a curated record. Lineage: Eukaryota; Viridiplantae; Streptophyta; Pinopsida; Cupressales; Cupressaceae. The transcript has a single exon. Bases 356 to 1279 code for a protein of 307 amino acids.